This is a messenger RNA of Trifolium pratense (red clover), 1967 nucleotides long. RefSeq names its product tRNA (adenine(58)-N(1))-methyltransferase non-catalytic subunit trm6-like. The coding region runs from base 325 to 1701 and encodes 458 amino acids. The record is from RefSeq and is a predicted model, not a curated record. Gene Ontology annotation, cellular component: tRNA (m1A) methyltransferase complex; nucleus. The transcript is spliced from 14 exons. NCBI's taxonomy places the organism in Eukaryota, Viridiplantae, Streptophyta, Magnoliopsida, Fabales, Fabaceae. Gene Ontology annotation, biological process: tRNA methylation.
UUCAGACUUUGUAAACUUUGAAAUUGAUAUUUAUUUAUAUUUAUUCAUUAACUAUGAAUUAAAUCCCCGUAUAAAAAAUCUUAAUAAAUUUAAUUUAAUAGAAUCAAAGAUUUUUUAAAUUUUUUCAUAAAUUCAUAAACUAACUUUACUUGAAAGUGUGCUACAUAGUCCGGGGUAGCGUUUACUCAAAUUUUAAACACAUUUUAACAAAAGUGAGGCUUUCCCUCUCUCCUCCUGCUCAAUCUGCGGCCGCGUUAACCGCCCACUGCAAAAAAAGGCUCCAUAACUCCUCACCGCGAUUCCCAGAUUGCACGAAUUGAGAAAAUGUCGUCUUCUGAAAAUAAUAACAACAAAUUGAGGAGUUUGAGAAUGACGACAUGGGAAGGUUGCAGCGUCUUGCUUGAUAUCAACGAUGGUGACCGUCUUGUUUUCGCCCGUCUCUACCCUGCAGCGAAAUUGAAGAUUGGAAAUAAGAAUUGUUCACUCCAGCCAUUGAUCGGUUGUCCUUUCGGUACUGUUUUUCAACUUGACACUUCUUCCGACAACGGUCCCUUUUUAUCACCCUUUCAACCCCAAGGUAACGUUAAUAACACUGAAGUAAUAAAAGAUGGUCAAUUCCAAGCUGAGUCAAAAGAUGGUCAACUCAAUGGUGAGUCGAAGGACAACCGGUCGUUGAUCGACAAUAAUACUUCCCAAAGCCUCACCGGUGAAGAUAUAGAAGACAUGCGAAGGCAGGGUGCUAAGGGUAAUGAAAUAAUUGAAGCUCUGAUUGCCAAUAGCGCAACAUUUGAUAAGAAAACAUCAUUCUCACAGGAGAAAUAUAGACUUAAGAAGCAAAAGAAAUAUGCACCAAAAGUACUUAUAAGGCGCCCCGUUGCUCGAAGUAUAUGUGAGGCCUAUUUCAAGAAGUAUCCAUUGAAAAUUGGAUUCUUGCGGGUGGACACAUUGUCCCUUCUACUUUCAAUGGCUAAUGUUUCUUCAAAUUCUGACAUUCUCGUUGUUGAUAUGGUUGGUGGCCUUCUUACUGGUGCUGUGGCAGAACGCUUAGGAGGCACUGGUUUUGUAUGCAACUCAUACCCUGGACAGGCACCCUCCAUGGACAUUGUGCGGAUAUUUAAUUUAAGUGAUGAAAUAUGUAAGAGAAUUGUAAGGUCUUCCAUUUCUGACUUGUUGUCACAAAAGGAAUCACCUCAACAAAAUCCGAAACAUGAUGUUGGCAGUGUUGAAAGUCAGUCAAAUGAUCAAAUGUGUGCAUCAGUCAGCAUGGAGGAAAUCUCUCAUUCAUCAGAAAAUGGAACUUCUGAUCUUGGCGCUGAGAAUAACACAUUUCCUGCUCUAAGAGCUUGCAAAGCUAUAAAAGCCGGAGAAAAAGCAUCUCAAGAAAUCAUUGACUCGUGGAAAGAAAAUGGUUUUUCUAGCCUAAUUAUCGCGGCACCAGACUCGGAUACUUGGACAUUGGUUAAAGACCUCUUACCACUUUUAUCAAACUCUGCCCCAUUUGCUAUUUAUCAUCAAUAUCUUCAGCCUCUAGCAACUUGCAUGCACAAUCUACAGCUUGAGAAAAUGGCCAUUGGAUUGCAAAUAACAGAGCCUUGGUUACGCGAAUACCAGGUACUUCCAUCAAGAACUCACCCUUUCAUGCAAAUGAGUGCAUUUGGGGGCUACAUUCUCAGUGGGACAAAGAUCUGUAGUAACUGCUGAUUCAUUUUUUUAUUUAUUUAUGUGGGCUGUAAUAUGAUUUUUGUACUUCAUAGCUUUUCUAUUUUAUUUCAUUUUUUUUUAUCUAAAAUUUAUAUUAGUUAAACUGUCACUUUUUUUUUAACUAAACACUUCUGUUAUAUUCCUCCAUAAAUCUUAAUAAUAGUAUAACAGUCAAAACUAAUAGUUACCUACCUCCACAAAACUAAUAGUUUUCUUUUCCUUUUUCAUCACAAAACUAAUAGAUGUUCAAAUAAUAUAUCUGUUGC